Messenger RNA from Colletotrichum destructivum, 2024 nucleotides. RefSeq lists its product as uncharacterized. The record is from RefSeq and is a predicted model, not a curated record. The coding region runs from base 587 to 1651 and encodes 354 amino acids. The transcript has a single exon. NCBI's taxonomy places the organism in Eukaryota, Fungi, Ascomycota, Sordariomycetes, Glomerellales, Glomerellaceae.
UUCACUCCACGGCUCAGUCCUCAGUCUUCCUUCCAUUAUUCCAUCUUAAGUCUUUGGGAAUCUCUCAUGUCUCUCAGUCACCUGCAGUGAAUCACUACUUCCAGGGAGCGCUUGACACUUCGACUUAUAUUCUUGGCGAAAGAGCCAACUCAACUGUCAUCACAGAAUCACUUACACCCACAACAACCGCCUCCCUCCCUCACUUCUGCUUAUCAAACUUUCGAAACAACGAGCACAAAAAAGAAACACCUCUACUUCAAUUCGACUCAUUGCAGUUGGUCUCAUAUUUCCUGCUCUGUCCAUUCUUCACUUCUAUUCCUGAAUCUCUUCGACCAGAGCAAGUCCCAGACGAGAAGAGCUCCUAACAACGACAACAACUUCCGCCUCGUACAAAAACUUGCCUCCCUACCUGUUCAGUCACGUACCUCUCGAGAAGAGAAACUACCUCCAAGUCCAACUGGAUAACAACUUCCUACUGGUUCACAUGCCUGGGAUCGUUCGCCAUCCUGCCCGAGUACCCUGACUGAAUAGCCCCCAAAGCAAUAUUACCUCAAACUCUUACCUUGACCUCUUAGCUUUGGAUAAAAUGUCGCUUUUACCUGCACAUCUUCUUCUUCUUGUCGCGGAGCAUGCAGACUUUGCCGGCAUUCAGGCCCUCCGCGCAACAUGCAAGAACAACCGCGCUCUCCUGGAUGGCUAUGAACACGCCGUGACCAGACUCAACGCCGCCCGCUAUCCCUGCGCACCCUGUAAUCACAUCCUGGCCUCCGACACGCGCGAGCGGGAAGUGCUCCCGAAAGACACAUACGAAACCAUUCGGGAACUGGAAACCAGGCAACACAACAUCGACGAGAUCGUCUACGGCGCAUACCUGGCGUUCUGGGAUGAAAUCGAGCUCCAGGAUGCAUCAAAAGCGGGCAUCAUCCGAGAAAACCUCAAGCGCGCCUUAUGGCAGUGCUCGACGAUCGCUGACUUGGAAACACAUUCGAUCAUGUACAGGGACGACAUCGUCCCUCGACGCGACCCCUGCGUCAAGUCCUUGAUUAACCAAGACAUCAUAUUGAGCGAUGCUCCACCACCGGAUGGCUGGCACCUAGCCCUCAAGGAGGUCCACGAGUCCAAUCGCCAGGACGUGCGGUUUCGCCAGAUUGCACACAUCCGUGAGUUGCCCGUCCAGGAGCUGGCGGGCAUAGUAGCCCUCGCCCACCUCACAAGCCAGGGGUAUAUGCGAUUUAGGGCGCCCAGAAGUGGGCUCUCGAGACCCGAUGUCGUCGAGAUGGGCGUCUGUAUGGCGGAAAAUACCAUCCGGCACGGCGUGUUCUUUCUGCACUCCAAAGUGCGCGGGGACGAAGAUGCCAACCACCACGCCAAACUGCUGCUCGACGAUACGUAUGACGAAAUGCGGCGGUGGGAGGCCGGCGAUCCGAGCGUGCUGCCGGGUCUGACGAUGAAUGUUGCGGCGGCAUUGUGUGAGAAGGUCGGGUGCGAGCAUCGGGAAAUGCUGAGUGCCGCAUGUACGCUGCUGAGGGGUGAUGUCUGGCGACCGGCAGACGCGGAGAAGGAAGUAGCAGGGCCUGAAGCGGAGCGGGAGAAGCCAGACGGCGAAAUUGUACAGGACAUUUCGGAGAGGGCCGAGGAACACGCUGCCUGAGACUGUACGGGAUAAACAACUCAGGAUAUUUAUGUAUUAUGACCUUACACGAGUUUACUACUAAUACGGCUUUGUCUUCUCCCUCUGCUUCUAUACCGUGUACCGUGUGUCUUUGGCACGAGGAGCUGGAUUGGUGGCAGCAGUAGUCGGAACAAAAGUGCUUGAUCCUCAGAGCUUACCACGGACAGGAGGUUUAUUAGGACGGGGAGACCUAGGAGAGAAGAUCUCCGCCCGGCCGCCUUCGACGCUCUGGUUUCCUAACCCGGUCAAAGACCUACUUACUUGGUAGGGUGUCAAGCAUGGCAAGCUUGCUGGGGCGCUUCUCCAGGGGGCCGAAUUCUCUCGGACCGAGUUCUCUCUUGCAUUGACAGAC